AAAUGAGUAGCAACGAAGCAUAUGUUUUAAGUUCCAUGUCUAUAGCGUCAGUUUGUAAAUAGUUUGCAGAGUAGGAGCCGAAGCAAGCGCCAUGAUCUACAUCCAUGUGUCGAAGUUACUUUUUUCUAGUGCUAGCCAAUUUCACAGAGUUCGUUUUAUCAACAUAGUGCCGUGUAUUCAUUUUCCGAAAGAGACACAACGAUGGUGGCCUUUUUAUUCUGACAACCGUUCAAAAACAGGUUUUGUGGAAGUAGCCCGCGUGCAGGAACAUUCUGUGUAUUCUGAGGGCAGAAUACAUGUUGAAAUGGACUUUGAAACUAACAUGAAUAAAGAAGAUCGAGCAGAAGGCGAGGUGCGCGCGCCGCCCGGAGACGGCGCCGUUCAUGCCGCCGGCCCACGCGGUGGCGUUGGCCAGCCAGCGGCCGUAGCGGUUGUGCGGGUCGGGCUCGUGCACGGCCCAGCUGAAGCGGAAGCGCCGCGCCGCCUCCAGCAGCACCAGCAUCUCGAUGCCGAGAAGGGCGGGCAGUCGAAGGUGGAGACGCGCAGGCGGCGGUCGCCGAGGUGCGGCCAGCGCCAGGCGGCAGCGCGCUCCGCCCCCGCUUCCGCCGGAAGUGCCUCCGCCAGCAGCGGGAGGAAGGCGCGGCGCGGCGCGAGCGGGGGCGUGGCGCGGAACAGCGGCCCGGCGCCCAGCGCCAGCAGCGCGUCCGCGUCGCCCAGCUCGCUCGCGAACGCCGGCCACGCCCCCUCGCCCGCACCUCCGGCGUCCAUGUCUGGCCCUGAGGGCGAAGGGAAGGGAUCUUUUGCACGAUCAGCCCGAAAUGAAAGAACGUUUCAACAUUUUUGUGUUUUCUUUCUUCGUAUUUCCAAACAAUUAGAUGUCGUUACUACGACGUGCGAUAAGAAAGAGAGCAACAAAAAACGCAUCAACAAUCGACUAACCAAAUCGCGAAUACACCUCUAUCGGCGGUUCCUCAGCAACGUCCCCGGACGCGUUGGCGCUCUCGGCGACCACCAGCACGCGGUGGCGCCACGUGAGGGCGCUCUGCGCGAGCUCACGGCGCACGUCGUCAGCGCCCCAAGCGGCCGCGACCAGAAACACGCCUCUGCAGGACGACGCCGGCGGCGCCGCGCCCGCGUCGCGCGCCAGCACAAGAGGGACGGAGCAGGGCGGCGGCAGCGGCAGGACGCGAGCGGCGGCGGCGCGCGUCACGCGCACGCAGCUGAAGGCGGCGAACGCGCGGCAGAAGGCGGCGGACGCGACGGCGGCCGAAGGAGCACGCGAGGGCAGCAGCGACGCCACCGCUGCUUCGCGCCAUAUUGCAGCGGCGAUCCAAAUUAG
Molecule: messenger RNA, 1339 nt
Organism: Gryllus bimaculatus (two-spotted cricket)
Lineage: Eukaryota; Metazoa; Arthropoda; Insecta; Orthoptera; Gryllidae
Source: the annotation of a GenBank genome assembly